AUGGCUGAAAACGAAAAUGACUGGGAUUUAGGGGCAAUUGUGAGAAGUUGCAGCAAGAUGAACAACUCUGUUAGAGCUAUUGUCGAUCACGGUGUUCAUGAGGAUGACAACUCUGCUCUUGUUGAUAACAGUGUUCAUGGCGAUGGCAACUCUGUUAACACAAGUCUUUUCCAAGAAGAAAGAAAUUCUGUUGGUGAUUUUAGAGAAGCAUUCGCCGUGGAAAAGAAGCGUUACUUUGGGUUAGAUGAAGUUAUCAGUCUUGCCAAUAACCUGAAUACCAAUUCAAGAAUUGAAAACCGAACUGAAACUAUUUCAAACACACCACUCGUGAAUGUAGAACAUGAGGAGGAGAAGAAGAAGAAGAAGAAGAAGGCGAGAUACUCGAUGCAAAGUUCAACUACUGAGUCAGGCAACUUGUUUAUUUACCGCGGAAAGAUACAUGAAAGACAUGAAAUAUUGGCUGAGGAAUUGAGUAAGGUGGAUCAAUGGAGAUGGAAAAAGCAUGGGUCAAAUCAAACUGGCCGAAAGAACUACUAUACGUGUAAUGAAGUCGACGAUUGUCCAGCAAAGAGACAUAUUGAGCAAAGCUCAAAAGACCCAACCAAGGUGAUUGUAACUUACAGAGGCCAACACAAUCACCCUCCUCCUCAACAAAACAUUCCAGUGGUACACAGGAGACCUAAUGCUGCUGCACCACGGGAAAACCCAUCUUCUUACUCUUCUACCUCUACUUUGAGUAAAUUUGUGGUGAUUGGUGCAAUUCAAGGAGAACAAGUCCCCAAGACGCAAGAGAAGAUAGAGCAAUAUCUGUCCUAUUCAAAGCCUAAAAGUACCAAACUUGUACAGAACUGGCUGAUGUAG
Solanum pennellii is the source of this 861-nucleotide messenger RNA. Its product is annotated as probable WRKY transcription factor 4. The record is from RefSeq and is a predicted model, not a curated record. Bases 1 to 861 code for a protein of 286 amino acids. Gene Ontology annotation, biological process: regulation of DNA-templated transcription. The transcript has 3 exons. Gene Ontology annotation, molecular function: sequence-specific DNA binding; DNA-binding transcription factor activity. NCBI's taxonomy places the organism in Eukaryota, Viridiplantae, Streptophyta, Magnoliopsida, Solanales, Solanaceae.